CCAUUGGAAAUAAAUUUCUACGUAUUCUUUGUUGUUUAUCUCGUUUCAAGUUAUAUAAUGUUUUUGUCAUUUAUUAAUCGAUGACUCUCACAAUAGUUACUUUUUGUCUAUUCAUGUUUCUGUCUAUUCAUCUUUCUGUCUAUAGUCUUAGUCGAUCUUUAAUCGAUUUGUUGUUCAAACGUAAUGCAUGGAUAUAUAGUUAAUAUUAGUUUUAGCAAAGUUAACUAUUGUUUUGUUCUUUAGUCAAAUUUUUUAUUGUCCGAGACGAUAUUAUAAGUGUUGAAUAAACAUAACGUAAGAGCUAUUAAUAUUCACUUUAACUAAUGAAAUGUAUAAAUAAAUAUCAGUAAAUAAGUGAACGAUAUGUUAAGCUAGAUAUAAAAGAAAAUUAUUUUAAAAUAUAAUAAUUAUUGAUAUAAUUAUUCGAGUUAUAUAUUCGAUAAUCAUAUUGCAAUAUAAUUAUCUAUUUCAAUAAUUUAAAAAAAAUUUGAAAAAUAAUUCAAAGUUAAGGAUUUUAUAUUUAAAUGAAUAUAUAUUUUAAUAUUCAUUGUUAUAACCUUGUUCUAUAAUAUUAAUAAAAUUGUUUUUUAUUAUUGUAUUCAUUAUCAAUAUUAUAUACUUAUAAUAUUAUAUAUAUAGUUGUUUAUGCAUAUAUAAUUGUAUUUAAUUGUUAAAUAUUCAUGCAAGACCUUGAAAUAUAUUGAUAUGAUUUUCACAAUCACAUAAAAAAGUGCUAUAAAUAUAUGUCAUACAAAUGCCAAUGUUCAGUGCAUAUUUAACAAUAGUGAAAUUUUAUACUGAUUGGAAACUUAUUGGUUGAAUUAUGAAAAAGUUAACGCAUUUACCUUUAAUAACAAGAUUAUCUAAAAAUGUAAUAAGAAUCUUAGGAUGUAACAAAGGAUUUAUGACGUUACAAGGUACAAAUUCAUAUCUCGUUGGUACUGGCAAUAGACGUAUAUUAAUCGAUACAACUGAAAAAAAAAAUGCGAAUGAUUAUAUAAAAUUAUUACAUAGAGUGUUAGAAGAAGAAAAAGCAACUAUCGAACAUUUAUUAAUUACUCAUUGGCACUUUGAUCAUUUAGGAGCAGUGAAUUCCGUUUUAAAUAUGUUAAAAACUAUAAAUACAGAAAUAAAAAGUACAGUAUGGAAAUUUUCAAGAACUCCAAAUGAUAAAAAUUCAAGAAACAUGGAAAAUUUAUUUGAAUGGAAACAAUUAAGAGAUAAACAAAUUAUAGAAGUAGAAGGUGCUAAACUUGACGUGGAGUAUACUCCAGGACAUGCAACUGAUCAUGCUUCUUUUAUGAUGGAAGAUGAAAAAAUAUUAUUUAGUGGAGAUUGUAUUCUUGGAGAAGGUACUGCUGUAUUUGAAGAUUUAAAUGCUUACAUAGCUACUUUGAAAAAAAUGUUGAUGAUGAAACCAAAAGUUAUCUAUCCUGGACAUGGACCAAUAAUAGAAAAUCCAGAAAAUAUAAUUAAUUUUUAUAUUGAAAACCGAUUAAAAAGAGAAAAUGAUAUUUUAAAUAUUCUAGAACAAAAUGCAAAAAAUAAUACAUUGUCUGAAUUGGAUAUUGUGAAUCAUCUAUACACGGAAAUUUCAUCAAAGGAUAUGAGUAAAGCAGCAAUGUAUACUGUAAAAGGUCAUCUUGACAAAUUAUUAAAAGAAGGUAAAGUGAAAGGUGAAAGAGGAAAAUGGCAAAUUAUAUAACUAAUGUUAGUUAAACAAGUUAUUUAAUUUAAAAUUAUGAAUUGUCAAAUAAUAUAUUGCAAUUGUAAAAUAAUAUCUGUAAAUAUGAUAUAAAUGGACAAAAUAUAAUAUUUUAUUAUUUUA
Apis cerana (Asiatic honeybee) is the source of this 1828-nucleotide messenger RNA. RefSeq names its product endoribonuclease LACTB2. The record is from RefSeq and is a predicted model, not a curated record. Lineage: Eukaryota; Metazoa; Arthropoda; Insecta; Hymenoptera; Apidae.